UUAAUACUUACCUAAAUAAUUUUUAAUUUUAACUUUAAUUCGUGCAGAAAGGUUUAAUUAAUUUGUUCUGCGCAUGGCAAUUGGUUGUGUGCGCAAUACAGACGAUAUAAAAUUCAAAUUGGCGCCCUUUUUUAAUCAAAGCUUCUUUAGAGUACUGCGCAUCCGCACACCACAGCCUGGCAUGGCACGCGUUCUUUCACUGCUUUCACUGCCGCGUGCGCGAAUCGGUCGGUCGGUGCCGGUGUAGUUACUGGAUUGGAGUUGUCGGUCAGUGCGCGUCGAGCCAGUACGGAGGGGUUGUUUCAUCGCGUGUUCUCGUUCUUCCUCCUGUAUCCUCCGCUUUACUUCCGACAUUCGCGUCUACGGAUCGCCGACAUCGUCGUGGCGAUAGCUGUUUUAAAUCAUCAAACGUGCUUACAGAGCCGAAUCGCGAUUAAGACGCCACUUUCUCGCGAAUGUAUAAGCUUAAGUGUCGCGUCCCGCGUAUUUGCCGCGUCGGUUCGUGAGUGUAUCUCGAGUGCCCGCUACGAGAGAAAUAAGUAUGAGUGGUAUGCUGCCGAUAUUAUGUGUUAUUCUGAUCCUUAGCGUCGCGACGACCACAGUGCGCGCUGGAUUGAAAUGUGAUACUGUCAAGCCGUACUUCGAGGCGCAGGGCUUUCCGGCCAGUGACAUUCCCAAGGAGGCUAUCUCAUCAAAGGAGCUGAAAAUAUGCGGCAGCGUGAGAAGCGGUGGCGAGGUGUGCUGCUCCGCGGACAUGGAGGUGAGACUGCAGGCGAGGGCACGUGACAAACACGAGAAAGCCACCAAAGAAACUCUCGAGCGGAUGCACCAGGUCCUGUCGACGAGAGGAACCAGAUUUCACAAUUUCUUCAAAGAUCUUCUCGCGACCAGCAAGAGAGGCUUUCACGAAAUGUUCAAGAAGACUUAUGGAAUUCUGUAUGAACAGAAUGCGUACGUGUUUACAGACCUGUUCAAGGAGCUGGAAAAUUAUUAUGCCAAGGGAACGGUGGAUCUUGACGAUGCAAUGGACAAUUUUUUCAAUACUCUGUAUCAGAAGAUGUUCACGGUGUUGAACAGCCAGUACAAUUUUGACAAUAAGUAUUUGGAAUGCGUGGGAGAGCACAUGAAAGAGAUGAGACCGUUCGGCGAUGUUCCACAGAAAUUGGGGGUGCAAAUAAAGAGAUCUUUCGUUGCAACGAGAGCCUUUAGCCAGGCUUUAACGGUCGCUGCGGACGUCUUGAAGAACAUGCAAUCGUUGAAGCCUUCGGUGGAUUGUGCCGCCGCACUCACAAGGAUGACGGUUUGUCCGUCCUGCAGCGGGAUCGCGGAUAGCGUGCUGGCGUGCGGUGACAUGUGUGCCAACGUGAUGAAGGGUUGCCUAGCCCAGCAUGCGGCACUGGACGCUGAAUGGAAUCACUUUGUCGAGGCUGUAGACAAGGUGGCCGAUCGACUGCUAGGUCCGUUCAACAUCGAAAUGUUAGUACGACCCAUAAACCUGAAAAUUUCCGAGGCGAUAAUGAACUUUCAAGAGAACAGCCACGACGUCUCACAAAGGGUUUUCACGGGCUGCGGUCGGCCUGUAUUGGGUAGACGCAGGCGUCGUCGAGACAAUCGGGAGUUGGAACUCGAAUCGUUGAACUUUGAUCAAGAAACGUCGACGGACGAUCGAGCCUCGACUGCUGCUAUUUUAGAUAAAUUGGUGAAGGAGACGCGGCAACGGGUUCGAGAUUCGAGGCAAUUCUGGGUCUAUUUGCCCUAUAAGCUGUGCAAUGACGGUCUGGUGGUGCCUCCCAGUAAUACCAAGGAGUGUUGGAAUGGCACGCACGUGGACGAAUACAAAUACCCAGUCUCGUCGAAUGGAGAAACUCAGACAUUGAAUCCGGAAGUGCGGAGCUUCGGACCAAGGCCGACAAUCGUCAGGGAUCAGGUAUUCGCAUUGACCACUAUCACCAAUAGGCUCAAGUCUGCGUAUAACGGACAGGACGUCGAUUGGAUAGACACAGAUACCGAGUGGAACGGGUCAGGAAGUGGUUCCGGAGACAGUACGGAUCAGGAUACGAUUACAGACGACGAAGACGGAUUCAAGGAAGGUUCCGGUUACGAGCCGAAACCUUCGCCUCCGGAAAUACCGAAGCAAUCACCGCCAGUGGUUCACCCGGAAGUUGUGCCCCCGCGAGUGGACAUGGAACAGAAUCCAGCCAUCAGCAACAAAAAUACCACGUCCAGCGUAGGCAGUGGCGCGACCAGACAAAAGAUUUCGCUGUCUCGCGCGUUGACGACGUAUCUCGUGCCCAUAGUUGUGAUGUGGUUCGGUGGUUGCCUCACCGAGUGGCUGUGAUCGUGUGGUUUUCGGUGAGAAUGUGCAGAGAAUGAUGUAAAUAAUUAUUCCUUUUAACGAUAAACGCGCUCCUCCUCGACUGGAGCAGAAGAAUUGAAGAAAAAAAUGCCGGCCAGUCGAGAAAGAGAGGAAGGAGGGAACUGAAAAGCGUGUUUCUCUUUUUCACGGAGCCACGGUGCAUCUUGUUUUUCAAUCGCAUAUCGUGUUCAGAGAUAAGCUAAUGGGAUUAUCGACUUGAUUCUGCUGGCUCGGAGUCCGAGAGAAAGAGAAGACUGGACUCAUUGGACAAAGGAUCGAUAGCUAGGACCGACUUCUGAGACUUUUCACGACCGACGAGCGUGCCUUCAAUACGAGUGGCAAGGCCGGCACUAGGAGGAUUAGGAUUCAAGCUUUUUUUGAAGCUUUCUCGCGUAUUCGUACGCUAUUGUUGACAAAUAAAGAUUAAAUUUUUGACACGAAAAGAACGGCGGGAUUAAGGCGAUGACUGGCGUGUAACAGAUAUUUCGUACGGUUUAAUCUUCCUUUUCUUGUAAUUCUUUAAGUAUUAAAUGAUUCCUUAACUUUGUACUCGAUUUGUGAAGUGUGCUCGAUUCAAACACGGAUGGAAAGAAAUUUGUUCGAUGUGACGAUUUAUUUUUAUCUACGAUCUCAGAUUUGUAGGUGGCAAUUAUUUUCAUUCGUAUUCAGAACAAUUUUAUUAACCGACAUUCAAGUUACAAUCGUCCUGGCAAUCGGAUCUCGACAAAACAACCGAUCAAGAAUGGACUCCUGUGAUAAAGUUUUAAAAAUAAAAUGAAGAAAAAUAUGGAGAUAAUUAAAAAUCUAAUGAAAA
Molecule: messenger RNA, 3170 nt
Organism: Ceratina calcarata
Lineage: Eukaryota; Metazoa; Arthropoda; Insecta; Hymenoptera; Apidae
Gene: dlp
Product: glypican dally-like
Exons: 8
Coding region: 542-2338 (598 amino acids)
Biological process (GO): cell migration; regulation of signal transduction; regulation of protein localization to membrane
Cellular component (GO): extracellular region; synapse; plasma membrane
Source: RefSeq, a predicted model, not a curated record